Messenger RNA from Oncorhynchus mykiss (rainbow trout), 2477 nucleotides. It is a transcript of the gene krt1-c5, whose product is annotated as keratin, type 1, gene c5. Lineage: Eukaryota; Metazoa; Chordata; Actinopteri; Salmoniformes; Salmonidae. The record is from RefSeq and is a predicted model, not a curated record. Gene Ontology annotation, cellular component: cytoskeleton. Gene Ontology annotation, molecular function: structural molecule activity.
CUUUCGAUUGGAUACAUCCAUGAUGGCUCCGCCCAAUACACAUGUAUUCUGAGCCAGUCCCUAGCGCCCUUCGGUGACACAGCCCAGCUCACCUGAGGAUUCUCAUAUAGUCAUAACAGUCACCUGUACCAUCAGGGUCGGAACCCAUCGCGCCACAAACAACUUUCACAGGACCUGCUUCAGCACACAUUCAUAUUUCACACUGGGGAGGGGAGAGUUAAAACACAAUGUACACACAGCAGAAACGCACUAUGUCCUCCACCUUCUCCAUGCGCAGCUACUCAGCCCGCCAGCCAUCCUUCUCCAGCAUGUCUCUGAGAGACAGCAGUAGUAGUGGUGGCAGGAGCCGCUCCAAAGCCCCUGUCUCCUCCCUGUCCUCUGCCAGCACCCUGUCCCUCUCCCGCUCCCUCUCCAUGGGCAACGGGCUCAAUGUCCUGGGCGCCCUCUCCUCCCUGAACGGCAUGGGUGUGGGCGCCAGCGACAAGGAGACCAUGCAGGGCCUGAAUGACCGGCUGUCCAACUACCUGGACAAGGUGCGCUCCCUGGAGCGAUCCAACGCUGAGCUGGAGCUCAAGAUCAAACAACUGAUGCUGGAGCGGGCCCCCAAAGGUCACGAUAUCGAGGGUAUGAUGGCCCAGGCUCACGCCAUUGGACAGGAGGUGAGAAAGAAGACCCUGGAGAAUGCCCGCAUCAUGCUGGAGAUUGAUAACGCCAAGCUGGCCGCCGAUGACUUCAGGGUCAAAUGGGAGGCUGAGGCCACACUGUGCCAGUCUGUAGAGAGGGACUGUCUGGCUCUCCGGAGGGCCAAGUCAGACCACGACCAGAUCAUAGCCACCCUGAGAGGAGACCUGGACAGCCUGAAGGAGGAGCUCUACUUCCUCAAGAAGAAUCACGAUGAGGAGAUGGGCUCCAUGAAGGCCCGUAUGGCCAACGAGCAGGUGAAUGUGGAGGUGGAUGCAGCCCAGGGCCCAGACCUUGGGGCCAUUAUGGCUGAGCUGAGGAACCAGUAUGAGGGCAUUGCGCGUAAGAACAAAGAGGACUCAGAGACCUGGUACCUUAAGAAGCUGGAGUCAGUGCAGUCAGAGGUAAAGGAGAGCGGUGAGGCGCUACGCUGUGCUCAGAGUGAGCUCAGCGAGAGACGCCGCUUCCUACAGGCCCUGGAGGGGGAACUGGACAGUCUGCGCAAACAGGUGGGUGUGUUGGAAGGGAACCUGAGAGAGACAGGCCAUAAGUAUGCUCUGGAGAUGGACAGUCUGCAAGCCAUGCUGUCUCAGCUGGAGGAGGAGCUGUCCCAGCUGCGUCUGGACAUGCAGCGCAACAAGACAGACUAUGAACAGCUGCUCCGCAUCAAGCAGAACCUGGAGCUGGAGAUCGCCACCUACAGGAGACUGCUUGAGGGAGAGGAAGUGAUCAAGGAAAUGCCUCCAACUAAAAAGGAGCCCGAGGUGAGGACCAGGAAGAUCGUCAAGGUGGUCACCCAGACCAUGAUCAACGGCAGGGUAGUGGAAGAAUCCAGUGAGGUGGAGCAGAUCAAAGACAGCAAGAAAUAAGAUAAUCAGCUCCAUUCGUUUAAUCUUCAUUAUCUUCCUCUUCAUCACAUACCCAGAGCCUUGGCCCUCCACAUUCUAGUUGAAAUCACAAAUUUGUAAAAUAAUGCUUUUUAAUCUACAAACAAGGACAGUCUGAGUCGACUAAGGAGAUGUUCGACCACCAAUCUCUGGACAUGCAGUAACUGGAGCCUAAAAUGUGGGAAAUGUGUGGGGUCAAUGUAUAAUCAAUAUUGGGAAUAUAUAAUUUCGGGGUUUAUUUGGGAAAUAGUAAACAGUAGUAGGCAAAUUGUGGACUAGAAUUGUAUCUGUUUUUAUAUGAGCGGGAGAGCUUGAGAGAUCCCUUCAACAUUCUACUUUACAUUAAGUUCUUUACGGCAUAUAGUAACUUUGCAACUAUGCUGUACAUUCACCAAAAUGUAAUUAUGCCUAUAUUGUAGCUGCAGAUAAAUGUAAUGAUUGUAUUGUAAUGAAAGGAAACUCUGUUAGCAGUAGUUACAAAGUGGAAUACAACUAAAAGUAAGUACAUUGUCAGAUAAUUUCCAUAUGGAAUUGUAUUACAUAUAAUAUAUAUAUAUAUAUACACACACACUACAGUUCAAAUGUUUGGGGUCACUUAGCAAUGUCCUUGUUUUUGAAAGAAAAGCAACAUUUUUGUCCAUUAAAAUAACAUAAAAUUGAUCAGGAAUACAGUGUAGACAUUGUUAAUGUUGUAAAUGACUAUUGUAGUUGGAAAUGGCAGAUUUCUUAUGGAAUAUCUAAAUAGGCAUACAGAGGCCCAUUAUCAGCAACCAUCACUCCUGUGUUCCAAUGGCACGUUGUGUUAGCUAAUCCAAGUGUUUCAUUUUAAAAGGCUAAUUGAAAACCAUUUUGCAAUUAUGUUAGGACAGCUGAAAACUGUUGUCCUGAUUAAAGAAGCAAUAACACUGU